GCUGCAUCGUGGCUCUCCUUUUUCCACGCUCAAUAAAGCGACAACAAGAAUGUAUUCAGAAGAGAGUUUAAGGAAAAUCGUCACAGAGAGACUAACGGCUGCUGCUGAAGACAUUUUUGUAGUUUUUAAAAGAACUGUCGUCGAGUACGAGGAGGAGCUCGAGCGUCAACGGAAACUGCUGGAUAUCUUCUUAAAACCUCAAGUCAACUUAGACCGAAUAGACUCAUAGGUAGUAAGAAACCUGCACUUCACCAGGGUUGUCAAGUGGGACCCCUCCUUCAUCAGUGUUUCGUCCAGUUAGUCCCACAGCACCUCCAGAGAGCUGAACGGUGAUCUCCAGCGUCCCAGAGCCACUCACCUCCAUGCCGGCUCUAACCACCCACCAUGCCAGCACAGAGACAUCAUCUUACCAACAGUACCACAUGGCCCACACAGCCUCAACAGCACGCCACCUUCAACAGAGCCAGGCUCCGUACAUGCAAGCUCCAGAUGUGUGUAAAGAAGAGGAGGUUCUGCCUGACCAGCAGCCCUAUAACCAGGAGAGGAACUCCAGUCAAGACCAAGAGGAGCCAGAUCCUCCACAGAUUAAAGAGGAACCAGAGGAACCCUGCAGCAUUCAGCAGGGAGAGCAGCUUAUACUGAAGGAGGAGACUGACGCGUUCAUGUUGACUCCUGCUCAAGAGGAAGGAGACCACAGUGAACCAGAACUACAACAUGAAAAUGAGCCCCUUUCUUGCAACUCUUACAUAGCUGAGGAUCAAAAUCCUACAGGAAGCAAUCACAGAGACUCAGAACCCAGUAUAAUUCACCAAAGCAGUCAUAACACGGACAUGUCAGAGAAUCCUCUUCAAGAUCAACAGCCUUUUAAAUGUGACACCUGUGGUGAAAGUUUUAAGAACAAGACAGCUUUACAGACACAUCAGCAUGUCCACAGUGGAAAAGAAACACAUUCUUGCAAGACCUGUGGGAAAAUGUUCAGUUUUAAAUCAUUAUUGGCAGUUCAUGUAAGAAGUCACACAGGUGAGAGGCCAUUUUCUUGCAAAAUAUGUGGAAAAGGAUUCUUUCAGAUGUCAGGCUUGAAAAAGCACAAUGUGAAGCAUACAGGUGAACAGCCUUUUACUUGUACAACAUGUGGUAAGUCGUUCAGAUUCAAAAGAAACUUGAAAGUCCACAUGGGAACUCACACAGAUGAGACGCUGUUAUCCUGUAGCAUCUGUGGAGAAAGCUUCUCUCAGAGCUCUGCCUUGAACACGCACAUCCAGAUUCAUGAAACCGAGAAGCCAUUUAUGUGUGUAACAUGUGGCAAAUCAUUCAAAGGAAAGCACGAACUGACAGCCCACAUGAGAAUUCACACAGGUGAGAAGCCUUACUCCUGCACGACCUGCGGAAAAAGCUUCUUUCGCUUAACGCAUUUAAACACCCACAAUACAAUUCAUAGAGAUGAAAGGCCGUUUAUUUGCAGGACAUGCGGCAAGUCUUUCAAAGAGAGCGGGAGACUGAAAAAACACGUGGAAGGGGUUCACUUACGUGAGAGGCCGCACUCGUGCAGCAUCUGUUCAAAAAGCUUCUAUCAAAAAUCAGAUCUGAGUAAGCACACGCCAAUUCACUCAAGUGAAAAGCUGUUCUCCUGUAGCAUCUGUGGGGCUUCUUUCACAACCAAAAGCUACCUGGAUAGGCACUUAAGAUUAAAAAAAUGUUCUCAUGCAAAGCAGGUGUCAGGUACAAAGAUUCCUUACUGUCUUGAAGGGCUGGGCAAUUAAUCAAAAUGUAAAUUAAAUCGCAGUGUGACCUACUGCAAAUUUUAAAUCACAGAGGGUGCAAUAUUUCUUUGACCAGACAGGUGUUUUGAAAUACUAGUUUAAUACAUUUUUUGAGGCAGAGGUGUUUUACACAUCAUGCAAACAUUCAAGUGCCAAUAUUUUCUAAAACAACUGACAAAAGUUCAUACUUGUAUAUUUUUGUCCUCUUCAAAAUAAAAAAUCUGUAAUAUCACCACCCCCUUCAUUACAAUUCAUAUCAAAUUUGGGAUAUAGCACAAAAAAUUGCAAAAAGACAUUUUUGUUGGAUUGAUUUGAAUUUGGGGGGGUUUGCUUCAAAAUUUUUAGAUAUUUCUGCAGAAAUUUGAGAAAUGUAUUGUCACAAUUUAAGGAAUUUGAGUUAAAAUUUUUUGUGGGGGGAAUUUGCUUUGAAAAUUUAAAGUAUCUUCUUUAAAAUGUGAUUAAUUUAUCUGUAAAUUUUU
Messenger RNA from Cheilinus undulatus (humphead wrasse), 2239 nucleotides. RefSeq names its product gastrula zinc finger protein XlCGF28.1-like. The record is from RefSeq and is a predicted model, not a curated record. Bases 363 to 1760 code for a protein of 465 amino acids. Gene Ontology annotation, molecular function: RNA polymerase II cis-regulatory region sequence-specific DNA binding; DNA-binding transcription factor activity, RNA polymerase II-specific. Gene Ontology annotation, cellular component: nucleus. The transcript has 3 exons. Lineage: Eukaryota; Metazoa; Chordata; Actinopteri; Labriformes; Labridae. Gene Ontology annotation, biological process: regulation of transcription by RNA polymerase II.